GAGGGGAAGCAAAAUGACCGAGGUGGUGCUCUGCGGUGUAUAAAUACAGGCAGGAGGUGAACCGGCCGGUCAAAGCUCAAGACACAGCAAGUUCGCCACCAAGGAGCAACCCAGAGCAAUGUCCCUGGCUGGGGUAAGCUGUCUGGUGACAGGAGCAGGAGGAUUUCUUGGCCAGAGAAUUGUCUGCUUGCUGUUGGAAGAAGAGGAGUCUCUGGCUGAGCUCCGACUGCUGGACAAAGCCUUUAGCAGUGAAGCACUCGGGAGAUUUGGGAAGUUCCAGGGUAAGACUGAGGUGAAAAUCCUGGAAGGGGACAUCCGAGAUGCAACGUUCCUGCACCGUGCCUGUCAGGGGGUCUCCCUCAUCAUCCACACGGCUUCCAUCAUUGACACCUUGGGCCUCGUAGAGAAGCAGCUGCUCUGGGAAGUCAAUGUAAAGGGUACUCAACUACUGCUGGAGGCAUGUGUCCGCUGUAACGUCCAGCACUUCAUAUAUACCAGUACCAUAGAAGUGACAGGCCCAAACUGCAAAGGUGACCCAGUUUUCAAUGGUGAUGAAGAUACAGCUUAUGAGAGUAUAUCAAAAUCUCCUUAUGCCCAGAGUAAGAGACUGGCAGAGGAUUCUGUGCUGAAAGCAGAUGGCCAGAUGUUAAAGGAUGGUGGCAUACUGAUGACUUGUGCCCUGAGAUCCAUGUACAUCUUUGGAGAAGGAUGCCCAUUUCUUCAAGGUCAUCUGGAUAAGUGUCUGCUGAACAAAAAUGUCUACCUGCGCUUCUCCAGGAAGGAGGCUUUAGUGAACCCCGUGUACGUGGGGAACAUCGCCUGGGCACAUGUGCAGGCAGCCAAAGCUCUGCGGGUCCCACAGAAAGCCAAGCAGAUCAGAGGGCAGUUCUACUACAUCUCAGAUGACACCCCUCAUAUGAGCUACGCAGAUCUAAAUUAUGAGCUGACCAAGAACCUGGGGUUUGGAAUUGAGCCCCGGCUCCCCAUGCCUCUGACAGCGUUGUAUUACUUCUCGCUGCUGCUGGAGAUCGUGAGCUUCUUGCUCCGGCCCUUUGUCAGAUACAUCCCCUCCACCAACCGUCACCUGGUCACUCUACUGAAUACUCCAUUCACCUUCUCUUAUAAAAAGGCACAGAAGGAUUUUGGCUACAUGCCCCGCUACACGUGGGAAGAGGCCAAGCAGUGCACUGGUCAGUGGAUUGCCUCCGUGGUCCCACAGAGAAGGGUGUACUUGAAAAGCAAGACUGCCUAAGUCUUAAGAGCAGCUGAGACCUGUCUAAACAAGUAGGCCCUUGAACCAGAAGAGAGCUGGGUGAACAGCAGCAGCAGAUAACUACGAAGAACCUAAAUGGAGACUUUGUGUAACAGCCCCCUCCUCCCCCCACCACCCCAACCCUGAAUAAAUAAAAGUGAGAUGUUCA
Molecule: messenger RNA, 1421 nt
Organism: Opisthocomus hoazin
Lineage: Eukaryota; Metazoa; Chordata; Aves; Opisthocomiformes; Opisthocomidae
Source: RefSeq, a predicted model, not a curated record